AAUUCAUAUGCAUCUUCCACGUCAGAAAAGUAAAUGAAUGCUUUCUUCUUCCAAUUGGAUCGCCGUACCACACCGUAAAGUGAGUAUGUAGCUCGCCUCACCGGAUAAUUAAUAUGGAGCUCCACAUUUUAUCCGCCAAGCCUCCAUCCCUAUACUUCAUCCCUACUCCUCUCCACCGCCACGUCACCACCGUUGCCGUCAAUUGCCGCCGACUGCCUCAAAAUUCCGGCGAGCCACGUCAUCCUAGGAGGCGAGAUGUGCUCAUUGCUCCAUUUCUCGCCGCCGGAGCUUACGCCUUCCGUUAUUCGGUGGCUAGGGCUGAUGAGAAGCCGGCGUCGGAAGGAGAACCGGCAGCUCCGAAGAGUGAGCUUGAUUCUGCUCCGGCGGAGAAGGAGGAGAUGCUUAACUCGAGGAUAUAUGAUGCGACCGUGAUUGGUGAGCCCAUGGCGCUGGGGAAGGACAGGAAGAAGGUGUGGGAGAAGAUCAUGGAUGCGCGGAUUGUGUAUUUGGGGGAGGCGGAGCAGGUUCCGGUUUCGGAUGAUAGAGAGCUGGAGCUUGAGAUUAUGAAGACUUUGCGGAAGAGAUGCAACGAAGCUGGGCGGUUUUUGUCUUUGGCUUUGGAAGCUUUCCCCUGCAAUUUGCAGGGGCAGCUGGAUCAGUACAUGAAUAAUAGGAUUGAUGGAGAGACCCUAAAAUCUUUUGUCACACAUUGGCCGCCACAGUGUUGGCAGGAGUAUGAGCCUCUGUUGACUUACUGCCGUGAAAAUGGGGUUCAACUUAUUGCAUGUGGCCUGCCGCUAGAGGUGCUACGAACAGUUCAAGCUGAGGGUGUUCAUGGGCUCUCAGAAGGCGAUCGUAAAAAAUAUGCCCCUCCAGCUGGCUCAGGCUUCAUCUCCGGAUUUCCUUCUAUUUCUAGAAGAUCAUCCAAGGAUACUAGUUUUUUCAACCUGUCUGGCCCUUUCGGCCCAAUGUCAUAUCUUUCCAUACAAGCAAGGGCAGUUGAGGACUAUACAAUGUCUCAAAUCAUUUUACAAUCCGUGGGUGGUAUUGGAUCCUCUGGCAUGCUUAUAGUGGUGACAGGUGCUAGCCAUGUCGCAUACGGGUCACGAGGAACGGGCUUACCAGCAAGAAUUUCAAAGAAUAUUCCAAAGAAAAAUCAAGCAGUCAUAUUACUUGAUCCUGAAAGGCAACACAUACGAAGGGAAGGUGAAGUCCCUGUUGCAGAUUUCUUAUGGUAUUCUGCAGCUAGACCUUGCAGUAGAAAUUGCUUUGAUCGUGCUGAAAUUGCUCGAGUCAUGAAUGCAGCAGGCAGAAAUAGAGAUGCCUUACCCCAGGACCUUCAGAAUGGUUUGGAUCUUGGUCUGGUAUCACCAGAAGUGCUUCAGAACUUUUUUGAUCUGGAGCAAUAUCCUAUUAUAUCGGAAUUGACUAAUCGUUUCCAGGGUUUCAGAGAGAGAUUAUUGGCAGAUCCAAAAUUUCUAAAUAGAUUAGCCAUAGAAGAAGCCAUCUCAAUCACAACUACCCUCAUUGCCCAGUAUGAGAGGCGUAAAGAGAAUUUCUUUGAAGAGCUUGAUUAUGUUAUUACAGAUUCACUGAGGGGAAUAGUUGUUGAUUUCUUCACAGUCUGGCUUCCAGCGCCUACACUGUCGUUCCUCUCAAAUGUUGAUGGUAUUAGUGAGCCUGGAAACAUAGAAGCAUUGAAAGAUCUUCUAGGAUCCAUCCCAGAUAAUGCAUUUCAGAAAAAUCUCCCUGGAAAGGACUGGAACCUGAAUCAUAGGAUUGCAUCAGUGCUUAUUGGUGGUUUGAAGCUGGCUGGUGUUGGAUUUAUUUCUAGCAUUGGUGCAGUGGCCUCCUCUAAUAUACUGUAUGCAAUACGGAGGCUUCUUAAUCCAAAAUUUGCAAGUGAGCAACUAAACAAACGAUCGCCUAUACUGAAAACAGCACUUGUGUAUGGAUCGUUUCUGGGAACGUCAGCUAAUCUGCGUUACCAGAUAAUUGCAGGGUUAGUGGAACAUAGGAUUUCCGAACAGCUAUCUGACAAUACAUUACUCGUAAAUAUGAUUUCUUUUGUAGCUCGAACGAUCAACUCAUACUGGGGAACCCAGCAAUGGGUAGAUCUGGCACGAUAUACUGGACUGCAGGCUCGUAAGAGAGAAGUUUCAGAUCCCUCAAAUUCUGCUGCAUUAGAAUGCAACAUCACAGAAGACACCAACACUGACGAGGCAAGCGAACAAUAGAUGAUGGCCAUAUCUUGGUAUUACUAUUUGUUUAUCCUCUUUCUGGCUGUCUCUGAUUUUUUGCAAAACUAUUGUAGUACAUAAGGUAAAACUAUUGUAACAUAACUUAUUGAAAUAAGCUCUUCUGAAGCAUUUCACUUGGUA
Messenger RNA from Salvia hispanica, 2381 nucleotides. RefSeq names its product protein RETICULATA-RELATED 6, chloroplastic-like. Lineage: Eukaryota; Viridiplantae; Streptophyta; Magnoliopsida; Lamiales; Lamiaceae. The record is from RefSeq and is a predicted model, not a curated record.